Fomitopsis serialis is the source of this 3090-nucleotide messenger RNA. Its product is annotated as PLU-1-like protein-domain-containing protein. The transcript has 10 exons. The annotation marks the transcript as partial. The record is from RefSeq and is a predicted model, not a curated record. Lineage: Eukaryota; Fungi; Basidiomycota; Agaricomycetes; Polyporales; Fomitopsidaceae. Gene Ontology annotation, cellular component: nucleus. Gene Ontology annotation, biological process: chromatin remodeling. Gene Ontology annotation, molecular function: histone demethylase activity.
GAUCACUACACGUACAGCAUCAACUACAGUAAGAAGCUCAUUUUCAUUUCCGAGGUUGAUGUUCUCACAUUCGCGGGAUAUCUAGUGCAUUGGGGCGAGACAAAGACCUGGUACAGUAUUCCCGGCGAGGAGGCGGAGAAAUUCGAGGCGGCCAUCAGAAGAGAAGCCCCGGACCUUUUCGAAGUCCAGCCCGAUCUCCUCUUCCAGCUGGUCACCUUAAUGAACCCUAGCCGACUGAAGGAGACCGGCGUCGACGUAUACUCGUGCAACCAGCGUGCGGGCGAGUUCGUGAUCACCUUCCCCAAGGCGUACCACGCGGGAUUCAAUCAUGGGGUCGCUAACUAUAACCGCCUUCAGUUCAACUUUAACGAAGCCGUCAACUUCGCGCUGCCCGACUGGCUGCCGUUCGGACUCGAUUGUGUGAAGCGGUACCAGGAGCACCGGAAGCUUCCGGUAUUCUCGCACGACGAGCUUCUGAUUACGAUAACGCAACAGAACCAGUCCAUCCAGACCGCCCUAUGGCUCAACGACAGCCUACAGGAGAUGAUGGUCCGUGAGAUGCGCAUCCGGGACAAGGCCCGAUCACUCCAGAUGGGCGAGGUGCUUGAAGGCAUGGACCGGGCCGAGGACCAGUGCCAAUGCAGCAGGUGCAAGGUCUUCUGCUACCUCUCGCAGAUCACGUGUUCGUGCACGACCAAGGUCGUGUGCAUCGACCACAUCGAGAUCUGUGCAAGAGAUCAGAUGAAGGUGUCGGAGCGCGCUGCCAUCCCCAGUACGUGGAGGACGAAGCUGAACAAGAUCUUGACCGAGACCGCGAGACCGCCGCUACGCAGUCUGCGCGCUGUUCUUGCAGAGGGCGAUCGGAUCAACCAUCCCUUGCCCGAGCUGCAGUCGCUGCGCAAGUGUGUCGCUCGAGCCAACGAGUGGGUGGAUGCGGCAAAUGCCUUCCUUGUCCGCAAGCCCAGUCGCAAACGUCCACGCAAGAUCCGCGGCCCGCGCACGUCGUCAGACAGUGCGAACGGCAUGAAUAUGGUCGACGACGCCCCCGAUAGGCCGGAUCACAGCCUGGGAGACCUGUACGCUGUCCUGAAGGAGGUCGAGAACUUAGGGUUCGAUUGUCAGGAGAUCGGGUUCCUCAGGAAUCUUGCCAAGGAAGCGGAGGAGACAAAGGAGAAGGCUCGCAUCUUGCUGAACGCUACACCAUCUCCGCGCGACCGAGACGCACACAUGCAAGAGUGCGACCGGUUGCUCCUGCACGGGCUGUCGCUCAACGUCCUCGUCGAGGAGCUUCUCGAGGUCGAGAAGAUAGUUCUCCGCGAGCAGUUGUUGAAGGAUCUCGAGGAAGAGCUUGACGAAUCCAACGGAGUGCUUCUGGAGGACGUCAGAAGUUGGGUAGCGCGUGCUCGCCAGUGCGACCUGCCGCCCGACAAUCCGUUCAUGAAGCGUAUCGAGCGGCUUCUCCGUCUCGGCGACGAGUGGGAGAGGCGUGUGAAGGAUGUUCUCACUAAACCACAGAGGACGAUCGAGCAGUUGGAUGAGUUCGCGCACCCUGGUUCCGGAUGCUGUCAAGCUGGUGGCCAGGGCGGACAAGGAUUUAACAUCCCAGCUGUCUCGGAUCUGAAGCGAACGGUGGACUUCGCUAUGGACCUCGAGACGCGCUGCGAUGCUGUGUUGAAGCACCGGUACCAGCAUACCGACGAAGGCGAUAUCUUCCAGACGAUGUUACAGUGGCGCAAGUACGCGAAGGAGCACCUGACCAUGUUCACUCUUGCAAACUUCGACCGGCUCGACAAACAACUAUCCGCCCACUUCCGUUGGCUAGAGAGUCUGCCGUGGUUCUGUCGGCAGCACCAAGAGACUCACGCGCAAGGCCUUAUGGAGGACGUGAUCGAGUCCACGCGGCCUGAGGACGACCUCCCUCCCAACGAUGAGUACUUCACGUGUAUCUGCGUCAUUGGACAGUUCCUGUCGUUCGCGUCGCAGCCUGCGAAUCAGCGUGCCGAGUACAUCCCGCAAGUACGGCACUACAUGCGAAAGCUAUACAGGAUCCAGUUCGCUGUCUCGCCUAAUCCUGAGGUGUCGUUUGGCUUGGACCUUGCAGGCCUUCAUCGUAUUCUCGCAGGACAACCCGUGCCCGUACGGAUGAAGAAGCGUAGGCGGCCGAAGUUUGUCUUCGGUCAGGACGUGGAUCCCGAUUGGCGCGAUGGGACGCGGUGCAUCUGCAGAGGGAGGACGAGCUACCUGCUCAACUACCCCACUGUCCAAUGCGAGGUCUGCGAAAAGCUUUACCACGCUGGCUGUGUAUUCUACCCCGUGGACAAUGCGGGUGGGGUACGGAGGUUCAUGUGCCCUUUGUGCUGCAUCCGCAAGAACCGAGCAUAUCCUUACUCCGAGGUCCGCGUGAAGUACGCAGAGAACCCAGAGGCGGACGUCUACGUGAACACGAAGGAGAUGCUGCAAAACUUCAGCAAAGAGAUUAUCUACAUGAAGUUGCCACCACCAUAUACGCAGACGCUGUUCGUCGAGCUUAUUAGGUCGGCCCCGAUUCCUCCUCCGAACCCCUAUGAGAACGGUAAACCAAUUGGCAUUGCUGAUCCCAGUAGUAGCAGGCAUGUUCCUCCUCCACCUCCUUGGUCGAAUCAGAUCUGGAGCAAUGCUGGUGCGACCGCACCGCCACCGGGUGCACGGCCUCAUCCAGACCCACGUUCGCCGCAUGCUACCAGUCCGCACGUCGCAAACACGCCACCUCAGUCGUCAGCUGUUCGAAAGCGCAAGUAUCCAGACGAGGUUCCCCCACAUACGCCAGAUGAACGUCUAGGUCGGAGCUUUUCACCGGGACCGCCGAAGCGUAGGCAGCCCUCUGACACGCCCCAACCUGCCUCGACUUCCACACCCCGCUCGAACCAAGGCCUCUCUCCUUCUCUCGCGAUGAUGCUGUCGCCUGGGCCCAACGAUAUUCUGCUCAGCAUGCUGUACACUAGUCCCUCCCUCACUGUUCAUGUAGUCAUACGUACUUCCCCUUGCACACAGCAUAGCAGUGGUGAUCCUCUAUCAUUCCGCGUGAGACGAACUAAUGGUGGCAGGGUAUGA